Yamadazyma jaroonii is the source of this 1596-nucleotide messenger RNA. The record is from the annotation of a GenBank genome assembly. Lineage: Eukaryota; Fungi; Ascomycota; Pichiomycetes; Serinales; Debaryomycetaceae.
AUGGUAUAUAUACGAGAGGAUUUGACUCCUUCUGUGUUACAGUUCAAGUCUAUUGACACUAACACCUCGUUCGAAAUAGCCUUAAACUCCAUCAAGAACUUGCAAGCAACAAAAGAUACUUCACCCAAGAUGAUUAUCAAGAUCAUAUAUAAUGAAACUAAAGAGUCUAAAGAGUCCAGUGAAGGUGAUAAGGACAUAAGGUUGACAUUCACCAAUAAACCUACCAUGAAUAAUAUCAAAGAAUGCCUCCAAACGAUUGUUUCUAGACAAAGAAUCACCAUAGAUUCAAAUCAAUCAACUCCUACAGUCAAGUUGGGACUCAGCGAUGAUAACUUACUUAAGAAUCAUGAACUUCAACAGAAACUUUUAAAUGAAGAUAAGAACCUCAGAUCAAUUUUCACUCAAUCAGUCAUUCACUUCAAAUUAUCUCCAACAAUUUUUUGGUCCAGUAGAUUGAACAUUCUUCGAACUUAUGCAUUGACGGUCAAUCAAGAUAGAGGAAUGUACAAUGUAUUAAGUACUAUCAAACCGGUGGCAACAAGUGAUAAUAAAGUCCAUGUGAAUGUUACCAGAAAUAUCAUUGACGAAAUUUUCAAGACAUAUCCAAUAGUAAAGAAAGCUUUUGACGAUUUAGUACCAGUCAAAUUCUCUGAAGGGGAAUUUUGGUCGAGAUUUUUCAACUCUAAAUUAUUCAGAAGAUUAAGAGGGGAUAAAUUGAACAAUAGUGAAAGAGGUGAUACUGUUCUAGAUCAAUAUUUGACUAUCAUGGCCAAUGAGAUAGCAAAUGGAAAUUCUUCGAAUGAAGCUAAUGAGGUGGUCAAACUCAUUGAUUUGAGUGGUAAUGAACAAGAUAAUAGUGUGAAGUAUGGGAACAAGCCUGAUUUCACUAUGAAUUAUGAGAACAAUGAUAAUGAAGUGGUCACUUUAUUGAAGAAUAUGAACAAUUUAAGUUCCAAGAUGAUUUCAAAUGCUGAACAUGAAACCAAAGGGGAUGAAGAAGAUCAUGAAAUAGAGGAAAUGCACGAAUUGGAAUUGAACGACUUGAACGAUUUCCAACAUGAGAAUUUUAUAGACUUGAAAAUCAAUUUCAAGAACGAUUUUAGAUCCAGUGAAGCCAUUAAUAGUGAAAUUAAGAGUUUCUUGAAGCUGAAUCUUGUACCCACUGAAGGAAUAAACUUGAAUGAUAAUAAUAAAGAUUCAAUAAAUGAAACUGCUGCCAUAAUAAUAAAUUUGAUCAAACUGAAUUUCAAAAAGGUCAAAUUUAAAUCAAAGAAUAGUCUUCCCAACGCCAUUGCUCAAAAACUCAUUAAUUUGAACAUUACAAUAGUGGAAUUUUUAUCUCAUUUUUGGAAAUUGUUUUUAUAUGAUAGUAAUCCUAAUCAGUUGAAAAAGAUUUUCACCAUUUUAAAGUCUUGUAAAACCAAUUUGGUGGAUUUGAAAAAAGAAGCUAUCACUGCAAUGAAUGACGAUGAAAUAUUGAACGAUUUGAAUUUUUACUUGAGUCCUAUUCUGAAUAGUUUAGAUAAGGCAUUAAUGGAAUAUGUGAGGGCCGUUAAAGGGGUCAAUGAGAACGGUAAACGUCCUUUAGAACAAUAA